Molecule: messenger RNA, 2431 nt
Organism: Galendromus occidentalis (western predatory mite)
Lineage: Eukaryota; Metazoa; Arthropoda; Arachnida; Mesostigmata; Phytoseiidae
Product: tetraspanin-8
Exons: 4
Coding region: 83-910 (275 amino acids)
Cellular component (GO): plasma membrane
Source: RefSeq, a predicted model, not a curated record
AGCCCGUUGCUUGCUUACACAGUGCUUGUUGAGAGCUGAGGAUUCAUAGUCGGCGACAGAGCAACUCGUCCUCUCGACCAUCAUGGCGCUCUCAGGAUGCUACAGAUGUCUCAAGUGUUUAAUGGUUGUGUUUAACAUCCUCUACUGGGCGCUCGGCCUCAGUGUCAUCGUCACGGCAAUCGUUCUCCUGAGGAAUGGGGACAAAUAUCUCAUCAAUCAAGGUGGAAGCGAUCAAGUUGUGCAGGAGUUCGUGGUCGCAGUGUAUGCACUCUUCGCAAUCGGAUCGUUUCUAGUGAUCCUUGGUUUUCUGGGAUGUUGCGGAGCGAUACGAGAGUCCUCUUGCAUGCUCUGCACUUUCUUCGUUCUCAUGCUCUGCACCAUAGUUGUCGAACUCGGUGGAGGUGCUCAGAUAUGGAGCCAAUCUGAACCGAUCAAGAACUCGAUCAAGAAACAGUUCUCAGCCGUUAUCCAGGAGGAGUAUUCCCCUACGGAUUCCGACAGCUUCGUCAACCAACGCAUCGACAAGUUCCAGAGGGACUUCCAGUGCUGUGGAAUCAUCGACCCCGACGACUGGGCCAGGUCGAAAUACAAUGGAUUCACAGGACCCCGAACUGGUUUGAGCAAUCUAGUCGGAGUUGUAUCCGAAAGCAUCGGUGCCUACAGGGUUCCAGCUUCUUGCUGUGUCAGCGAUAACCCCACCGUCUGCGAAGCCGCUCGCAGCAUCGAAGCCAUCGGAUCUGUCACUAACGGAGUCCACAGACAGGGAUGCCUCUCGGCUGUCUGGAACGGACUGAAAUUCUACGCGAGCUACGCCGGCGGACUCAUAGUCGUAGCCAUCGGCUUCGAAAUUAUUGGACUCGUUCUUGCGUUGCUUCUCUGCUUCGCUGCCAGGAGGGAUCUCAAGGACUAGGUGCGACCGUCUCAGGAAUCAGGCCUCUAAUCCAGGCAUUGAAGUCGUUUGUGACACCGCGUAGCCAAAAUAUGAUCUGCGGAUCGAUCUGCAUUGAUUGAUUGAUUGAUUCAUUGGUUGGUUGGAGGGUUGAUUGAUUGAUGCUUGGUUCAUUGAUUGAUCGAUCCAUCGAUCUACCUACCUAUCUAUGGACAAGAAUGAGUGUGGAAUGAGCCGCUGGUCGGCGCAAAUCGCAAAGUGAAUUCUCACUCCUGUCGAGGGGAAUGACUUCGGAACGACAGGAGCGAUUCCCACAGUUGGAUACUAAAUUGGAAUGAGCUGUUCGACGACAGACGACAAGCCAACUACAAAAGCAUUGAGAAGCGCACGGUCUCCCAUUCGACCGCGGUUAUAUUUUGGCUCCGAAAAGGAAUGGGAAACCCCCUCUCGAUGAGAGGAAGGUCUGCCGAUUCCUUAGUGCUCGAGAUUAGCCCUCCAAGCUUAAAGUACGCCGUCAUAACCGUCCGCGAGGUUCGCACACCUCACUUCAGACACAUCUUCCGAUUCGUGUACAUAUACAAAACCAUAACAUAUAGCUGCAGUUAGACGCCAACGAAAGAUAAGUCGAUGUGAACAUAUACAUUGUGAAUGGUCGAACGAACCCCUCUUCGAAAGGAUGGGGUAUAGCCAAAUGCUCCGAAGCAUCCAUAUUGGCAAAGUCGUUUUAGGUCACCGAAUAUCUUUCCGAAAGUCUAUCUAGCUUACAUUAUGCUCAGGCCGAAAGAUGCAGCCGGCAGCCGUUCAAUUCAAGCGCUAUCAUCGGCUAUUCCAAUUGUGACACCCCAGACUCGAAAAUCACUUGCGGUCCCCGUACUCGCUCUGAACGCUGCACGAUUCUGCUCUGGAGGCCCACGGUAGCCCCAUGUCAUAAUCACCUAGCGAUAUCUAGCCUCGGUACCAUUACACAAUUUGUGCCCAUAGACUUCUCUAAAUGCUGUUACCUAUUUAUCUGUUAACGGAAGGUGGAGUCGGUUGAAAGAACGCCGGUCACUGCCCAAAUGAUUGAAAUACGAAAAACAAAACCUAAUAGGAAAAAACGACAGAUCUAAAUCGAACAAACAUCAGUUCAAAAGCAUAGCGAUCCAAUAAGCCUAUGUGAAGCAAAUUCCAUCUCUUCCGACGUCACGAAGAAAAAUCCUCCUACAUCUCAUGCUCAUCGCUGGCUAUAUAUCCGUGUAAUAAGCAUCAAGUCGCUACGGGACCGAUUUAAUCAGCUUCAGAGUCUUUCGACGAUUUCAAUGUAAUUGAAAAUUGUCAGAAUCCAGGGAGUGAAAUCUCGGAUUCAUGAACUGAAACUUGCAUUUCUUCACGAGUGCAUGGACGAGAGGAAAUUCCAUGCACUGAACCACGUCGGAAUGUUUCUCGUAUACAUCGGAUUCUAAGUCGACAAUGAACAAAAAACGAUACCCGAUAAAGAGUAACUUAAAUGAAUAUUGAUGCUCCUCCAAGCCAUAUUGAAUUGAAAUAAACCCUACUAUGUAA